GCCGCCCGGUCGCGGUGCGGCAGGGGCCGGGGCGGCCGCGGGGGUUCGGGGCACGGACGGAGGAGCUGAAAUGAUACAGAAAACUGUUAGAAGCUGCGACUGCAAAAUGAGCUCCUUUUACUUGAUGCUGAAAGGAGGUAAACCAAAGCUGCAAGAAUUAUGAUCAGCUCUUUGACAAGUGACAGGAAAACCACAUACAAGGCAACUAAAUAAAGGCUAUGCAUAAGAUGACAUCUACAUUUUUGCUUAUUGGUCAUCUAAUUCUAGUCAUACCUUUGUUCAGUGCUGAAGAAUGUGUUAUUUGUAAUUACUUUGUUCUUGUUGGAGAACCUACAGCUAUCAGUUGCCCAGUAAUUACAUUGCCAAUGCUUCAUUCUGAUUACAAUCUGACUUGGUAUAAAAAUGGUAGUAAUACACCAAUAACCACGGAGACACAUGCCAGGAUCCAUCAGAGGAAGGGCUUGCUUUGGUUUAUUCCUGCAACACUUGAAGAUUCUGGGCUUUAUGAAUGUGAAGUAAGGAGUCUUAACCGCUCUAAACAGAAAAUUAUAAAUGUAAAAGUUUUUAAGAAUGAUGAUGGUUUGUGCUUUAAUGGAGAAAUGAAGUAUGACCAAAUAGUGAAGAGUGCAAAUGUUGGAAAGAUUAUAUGCCCUGAUCUAGAAAACUUUAAAGAUGAAGACAAUAUUAAUCCUGAAAUACACUGGUAUAAGGAGUGUAAGUCUGGAUUUCUUGAAGACAAACGACUUGUUUUGGCAGAGGGUGGAAAUGCCAUAUUGAUCCUCAAUGCUACUAUCCAAGACAAAGGAAACUACACGUGCCGUAUGGUAUAUACAUUCAUGGGAAAACAAUAUAAUGUCUCACGCACCAUGAAUCUGGAGGUUAAAGAAAGUCCACUGAAGAUGAGACCGGAGUUUAUUUACCCAAACAACAAUACAAUUGAAGUGGAACUUGGCUCUCAUGUAGUCAUGGAAUGCAAUGUAUCAAGUGGUGUGUAUGGCUUGCUUCCAUACUGGCAAGUUAAUAAUGAAGAUGUUGAUAGCUUUGACAGCACCUACAGGGAACAGUUUUAUGAAGAGGGAAUGCCUCAUGGGAUUGCUGUGUCUGGAACAAAAUUUAACAUUUCAGAAGUGAAAUUAAAGGAUUAUACUUAUAAAUUUUUCUGUCACUUCUUUUAUGAUUCUCAAGAAUUUACAUCAUACAUCAAAUUGGAACACCCAGUUCAGAACAUUCGGGGUUACUUGAUUGGAGGAGGAAUUUCUUUGAUAUUUUUAUUGUUUCUUAUACUCGUUAUCUACAAGAUCUUUAAAAUCGAUAUUGUGCUUUGGUAUCGGAGCUCCUGCCAUCCUUUCCUGGGUAAAAAAGUUUCAGAUGGAAAGAUCUAUGAUGCUUAUGUUCUAUAUCCAAAGAACAGAGAGAGCUGUUUGUACUCAUCAGAUAUUUUUGCUCUGAAGAUACUGCCAGAAGUCUUAGAAAGACAGUGUGGAUAUAACCUCUUUAUAUUUGGGAGAAAUGAUUUAGCAGGAGAAGCUGUGAUCAGUAUUACUGAUGAAAAAAUCCAUCAAAGUAGAAGAGUAAUAAUUAUCUUAGUACCAGAACCAUCAUGUUAUGGUGUUUUAGAAGAUGCAUCUGAAAAACAUCUUGCUGUGUAUAAUGCUCUUAUCCAGGAUGGUAUAAAAAUAAUUCUGAUUGAACUUGAAAAAAUAGAAGAUUAUGCAAACAUGCCAGAAUCCAUCAAAUAUGUUAAGCAAAAGUAUGGAGCUAUCCGAUGGAAAGGGGACUUCUCGGAAAGGUCACACUCAGCAAGUACGAGGUUCUGGAAAAAAGUGCGCUACCACAUGCCGUCCAGAAAACAUGGAUCUUCAUCAGGGUUUCAUUUGUCACCAUAAGACUUGAAUUCUCCCCAGGCAACAACAGAAAAAUGA
This is a messenger RNA of Lagopus leucura (white-tailed ptarmigan), 1922 nucleotides long. RefSeq names its product interleukin 1 receptor type 1 (gene IL1R1). The record is from RefSeq and is a predicted model, not a curated record. Gene Ontology annotation, molecular function: interleukin-1, type I, activating receptor activity. NCBI's taxonomy places the organism in Eukaryota, Metazoa, Chordata, Aves, Galliformes, Phasianidae. Gene Ontology annotation, biological process: signal transduction; regulation of inflammatory response. The transcript has 13 exons.